AUACUUUGGGAGUAAUAAGGCCGUAUUACAGGAGAUCUACUGAUCUAUCUAGCAAGAAAACACAGGAAACCCCAAAUUCGCUCGUUACAUACCUACGAUAUCACCUGAUAUACAUAAAAUGGCACCUCUCCGAGUACUAGCCCUACCGGCCUUCGCGGCUCUCGCUACUGCCAUCAGCUACAGUGACUAUGUGCCGUCUUGCGGUCCGCCCUGCAUCUCCAAGGCUGUCGAUGAGAACACCACUUGCGACUCAAGCGACAACAAGUGCAUUUGCGACCUGGUUUAUACCAUCAAGCGUGAUGGCGAGACGUGCUUCCGAAGUGGCUGCUCCGAGUCUGACUAUGGUGGUGUUAUGAAGGGUAUCGACGAGUUUUGCAAGGCUGUCAAGGGGGCGCCCAGUGAGACGUCAACCAGCUCUACUGCGACUCCCACGAGCACUGAGACGAGUACCGACUCGAGUACCUCGACUGGAGAGUCUAACUACCCGACGUCUCCUACGUCCACCACCUCUCCCACGCCGUACCCAACUGCGACUGACACCACUACUCCUCCCAUCGGCUCAUCCACCAGCGAGUCAAGCAACACGGAGUCUACACCCACGACCACCGUUACCGAUACUACUACUACCGGCGGGUACCCGACUUCUGGUACUGACGUUACGACGCCUCCUAUUGGGUCAUCUACGUUGUCAUCGUCUUACACCACCAGCCCACCCCACUCCAACACUACCACUGGCGUCCCUACCCCUACUUACCCGACUAGCGGCGGUGGUAACGGCGGUAGCAGCGGCGGCGAGACCCCAUCGGGCCCCACCAGCACCCCGACCGAAAUUCCCGGCACCGGCGCCGGUGCCCAGCUCGGCCCACGUGUCGGAGCCACUUUCGGUUCCAUCCUCCUGGUCAGCGGUCUCGUCUACUUCGGCAUUUAAGCUGCAUAUUCUGCAGCAGUUGCGUUUUUCUAUAUGGGUAGCUUGUCAUGACGAAACUUUCGUGUCUUAUG
Molecule: messenger RNA, 999 nt
Organism: Hypoxylon fragiforme
Lineage: Eukaryota; Fungi; Ascomycota; Sordariomycetes; Xylariales; Hypoxylaceae
Exons: 2
Coding region: 119-928 (269 amino acids)
Source: RefSeq, a predicted model, not a curated record